AUUUUCAAAAUUGAAAAUGGCGCAACCACGUAGACUAUAACCAACACACGUCCCUGAUUUCUCUCUCAACACAAACAAACCCUAUCUCGACUGAAAUUUCUCUACCUUCCCCAAAAUUCUCCGAUCACUUCUCACCUUCCCUUUCCGGGUUUCCCCCCCAAACCGAUAAAAAAGGCUUAAAAAUCCCACCCAAAAAUGAAGCACCAAACUUGCGCCGCUUGUAGAUUCCAGCGCAAGAAAUGUACCCAAGACUGCCUCAUGGCCCCAUAUUUCCCUGCAACCAGGUUUCAACAAUUUCUGAAUGCACACAAACUGUUUGGUGUUGGCAAAAUCACCAAAACCCUCAACAGCGUCUCUCCUCAGCAGAGAAGCUCUGCCAUGUACAGCGUCAAAGCCGAAGCCGAGUACCGUGCCAGGGACCCUGUUGGUGGCUGCUACAAUGAAAUAAAGUCGUUGCUGUGGAAGAUCAGAACAACUGAGGAUGAACUCCGACAUGUGCAUUCUCAGCUUUACAUGUUUCGUGCCGGAGGAGAGAAUGCUAUGGCUCAGCCUUUAGACGGCUAUGAAUACAAUGUCGUUCAAGAACUUGAAAAUGAUUCGCAGCUUCAUCAUCAACUACAGAAGAAUAUUGUUCAAGAACAGAGCGAUGUUGUGGAAAAUCAUCAAGAACAGCGCAAUGUGUUUGAUUUAAGGGAUGAAGUUGUGCUAGAACAAGAUGUCAACCCAUUUCAGGAUGAGGUUCCAGUAAUUCACAACACUACUUCUCAGUUACAAAGUGGUAAAAGAUGAUUGUUGAUUUUGCUAUACUAGUUCAGUAUCUCAGUUAAAUCUCAUGGAGCUCUGUUUUCUGUACAUCAGAUAGAGUAGAAGGUAAAAAGAAAAUGAAAUGUAGAUGUUCCAGAUACCUUUUUCCUCGACAGAUAGUUUUAUCUAAAUAGAACUAUAUCAGGAAGACACAGUCUCUUAUCUCUCUCUCCCUUUUGUCUUGAUUCUCACUAAGCUAUCGCCAAAUUUUUGUGCUGCUCUA
Prunus avium (sweet cherry) is the source of this 1027-nucleotide messenger RNA. RefSeq names its product LOB domain-containing protein 22-like. Lineage: Eukaryota; Viridiplantae; Streptophyta; Magnoliopsida; Rosales; Rosaceae. The record is from RefSeq and is a predicted model, not a curated record.